This is a messenger RNA of Cuscuta campestris, 1408 nucleotides long. The record is from the annotation of a GenBank genome assembly. NCBI's taxonomy places the organism in Eukaryota, Viridiplantae, Streptophyta, Magnoliopsida, Solanales, Convolvulaceae.
UAAUGUUCUUUUGGUAUUUUUGAUGCUUCUGUUUAUUUUUAGGUAGAGAAAUGGCUUAAUGAGCUUUGCGACGAACUUAAUGAACGCCUUCAGUGUGACUUGGAGCAGAAUAAGCGCAUAGCGUGUACAUUGACUCUACAUGUUUGUGCAUACAAGACACAUGAUACAGAUUUGUUCAAGAAAUUUCCUUCUAAGUCAUGCCCAUUAAGAUAUGGGACUGCCAAGAUCCAAGAAGAUGCUAUGAUCCUAUUUCAAGCAGGGCUCCGUGAAUUUCUUGGCACGUUUAAUGUUAUGACACCAACAAAGCAACACGAUGUUUGGGGAGUGACAAGCCUUUCUGUAUCGGCUAGUAAAAUUAUCUGUAUACCGUCGGGCACGCCUUCAAUCCUGAAUUAUUUUCAGAGCCAGUCCCAAGCAUGCUCUUCAACUAAGCAAUUAAGUCGAAGUUCUACCCAAGAUGCAGUGCUUUUGUCUCCCAUAGAGCCAGUGAUUGAACGCUCUCAAGGGACUGAGUGUGCAACACCAGCUUUGGAAAUACAUGAAGACUGUGGAGAACCAUGUACAAUUAAGGGUGUUCUCUCUUCAUCCUAUCCCCUAGAAGAUGGGUUCAGGGAGGAAACGUUUGCAUCGCCAAUUUCAGAGGCUGGAACUCCUUCAAAAGUUGCGUCAAAUCAAGCCAUGUCAAUGCUUGACCCUGGAUUAGAACAAAUAACAAGCAGUUUGACAUCAAUAGAGCAGGACACAAAGUCUUCAAAAAAUAAGGUAACAUCCAUCUUAGCAUACUUCCAUGGUGAAGCCUCCUGCUCACUUCCAGAGGUGAGGCGUGGAAGCAGUCCUUUCACGCAAUGUGGGUCAUCAACCCAAGGUAGCAGCAUUGUGAAUGCAACUGGUCAAACCCACCAGAAACAAACUACAAGUUUCUAUUACAACAUAAAUGAUAUAGACCCAUCUGUUGUGAAUGAGUUACCGCAGGAGAUUCAAGACGAGGUGCGUGCUUGGCUUAGGCCUCAGAAACAGGCAAAUAUUGCCAAAAAAGGUUCGGACAUUACUCGCUAUUUCUCCCCUGCUAAAUGAAACCUUGAAUGGAUUCUUUCCUUUCAAAUGUCUAAAUAUGUUACCAAACCUUUCAACAAUGGAGUCAAAUUUUCUGUUACUAGUUUCAAUUGAACUUGAUUUGAGUUGUUAGAGUCGUAAAUCGUGAUUCGUGAUUGAUAGCUUUGAGCAUGAACUGAAACGUCAUUCGCAGGGGUUGUUCAUGGUAUAGUACAUAAUACCCCUUUGUCUCAUGAAAGGAGUUCUCUUUCUCAAUGUUUUUUUGUCCCUUAGAAGAGUGACAUUUCAAAAUAUUUGUUCAUCGUCAUUAUAUUGAAUGUUUUUAAAUAAAAAAGAAUAAUGCGAUGUAAAAUUA